GGAGCACUUAUUAUAGCCUUUGACAAUGAUUGUACUAUUCCACUCAAUGCUCUUCCAGCUAGCUUAGUCUUGCAUUGUAUAGAGCACAUAUCUCCUGCCCCACUUCAUUGUCACCGGAAAACUCAUCGGAAUCUUCCCGGACAAACUGCAUAAAUUCUAGCUUUGCUCUAAUCCGGGUUCUUAUUCUCCAGCCCAAGAUCUCCCUACCUUUUAUUCCCUAAAACUAUCACCAACCUAACUUUAACGUUAAAGGGAUGGAUUUUGUCACUAAGGGGGACUGAUAGGUUCUAAUGGAGACUAGAACACACAGGCCUGAUUUGCAUGUUGUGCAACAAAGCAGGAGGGAUAAGUUGAGGGUUCAGAACAUUCCAUCGUCGUCUUCUCCUUACCUGGGAGACUAUUCUGGGAAUUCUGAGCACUGGUCCUUGCAAAACCCGGGACAAAACAUGGAUCUUGCUCAGCUUCCUAGUUGUAGGUAUGGGAACAUUUCAUAUGAACAGUCAGUGUUGUCCUCAGAAAUGCUAAAUUUUGGGUCAGAUUCACACUCUUUAGUACCAAACAAGAACAAUGCUGUUACUGUGAAUCAAGAACCGCCCUCGUCUCCACCGGGCGAUAAGGCUGGUGGUGGAGAUAAUGGGCAGUUUAGUAAUAGCUUCAACCAUUUUGUUAAUGUGAGUGGUGAGCCCCAGAAUUGGAAGAGCGUUGGAUCGCAGCAGAUUUGCUGUGAUUGGAAUAAUGUUGGGGCGAAUUAUUCGAGUGGUUUGGGUAGUAGUAGUGUUGGCCCUAUGGCUGUGGGAGGGAGCUCGUCCCGGGGUUUGAUCCCGAAUUGUGUUCCUGUUUCUGGAACUCAUAGUGUGAAGCCGGGGUAUUUCAAGUAUAGUGAAGCGCAAUUGAAUUUGAGUAACACGACGAGUGUGAUUCCUGGACAGUUUGGUCAAAAGCAGUUUGAGGAUAUGCAGUUUAGUGCAUACUGUCCAGAAGUGGUGACUUCGGGGAGCUGCAUUGAGACUAAAAUGACUACCUCUGUGUCGUUGCCAAACCCGAGGGAGAGCGGGCGUGGUGGUUCGUGGUUGGAUUCUCGGAGCGAGCUUCAUCUGCUUCCGGCUUAUGGUGAUCAGUCUAGUGUGUUAUGUGUUAACAGUGAUUCCGAGAUGGUAAAUAGGGCAGUCGAGGGAUGCCAUCAUCAGUGGCACGGUGAAUUUGAACGAGGGUCGCAACGAAAUGACAUCUCGAGCACUCAGGCUCUAUCGCUCUCGCUUUCCUCAGUUGCUCCGUCCAAACCCCAUUUUGGGGCAGUUGGCAGCCAGCAUAAUGUUUCGGGGGACUUGAAUUGUGGCUUCGAUGGCAUGCCCGGGUUGCGGCCCUUGAGGUCCGACUACUUGUGUUCCUCCUCGAAACAAUUGAGUAAAAUGUUGGAGAAUGCUGCUUGUCAAGACACAGUUGUCAGGAAUUCGACUUUAGCUCAUCUAAAUGUGGUGCCAUUUGGUCCUUUCACAGGCUAUGCAACCAUUCUGAAAAGCUCGAGAUUCCUAAAACCGGCCCAGCAGCUGCUCGAUGAACUGUGCAAUUUUUCUGGCCAUAGUGCCCUAACAGUAUCUGCGCUCACCAAGAAAGUUUUGGAUGAAGUCUGUCUUUCGAAUGAUGCCAUCGAGGGUUCUGCUACUUGUCCAGGCGGGUCUAUGGCUGGUGACAACAGCGGUUUAUAUUCAGCUAAUGAAUCCUACCUGAGAUCCGAAUAUCAGCAAACGAGAGUCAAGUUGUUAUACAUGCAGGAUGAGGUUUGCAGAAGGUACAGCCAGUAUCAUCAACAAAUGCACAUGGUAGUUUCGUCCUUCGAAUCGGUGGCGGGUCUGAGUGCAGCUACCCCGUACAUUUUGCUGGCUCUCAAGACUAUCUCGAGGAGCUUUUAUUCCAUUAAAAGCGCCAUCUCAGAUCAGCUCAGGAACAUUCGGAAAACUUUGGGUCAAGAGCUGUUAUCCCAUGCUGGUAGAAGUAAAGGGGAUAGAGUUAGCUCGAGUCUGAAAUUGGCUGACCAUCCGCUAGAAAAGCAGAGAGCUAUAGGUAGCGGGAUGGGCUUUUUGGAUCCCCAACCGCAAGUUUGGAGGCCACAGAGAGGCUUACCCGAGCGUGCUGUUGCUGUUCUUAGAGCCUGGCUCUUUGACCAUUUUCUUCACCCGUAUCCAACCGAUGCUGACAAGCAUAUGUUGGCCACCCAAACUGGCUUAACUCGUAACCAGGUUUCAAAUUGGUUCAUCAAUGCCCGAGUUCGAGUUUGGAAGCCCAUGGUUGAGGAAAUACACAUGCUCGAGACUAAAGCGAUGUCAGAAAGGGGUUCAAAUGUUGGAAAACCCGAAGUGGUCACAACUGCAACAGAAGGCGCAACCCAACCGAACCACAUCCAACACUCGAACGGUUUCACCUUCCCAAACGAAAGCCAAUACUCAAACCGGCUGAGCAUGAGAGGAAUACCGGGCCUGCAAGCAGAAUGCUGGUCGGGGAUUGGCGAAAGAUCACACCCCGCUAGCUGGAGCGCUGCUCAAGAAAAACAAUCGAGGACGAUCAACUGUCACAUUCCUGCAGCUGGUAUGGAUGGACCGCUUAUGGGUUUCGUGCCUUACCAUCAAAACAACCUCGAAAUCGGGGGGCUCGGGUCUGUAUCGCUGACGCUGGGGCUGAGGCAGAGCGCGGGUGAGGGAGUGCAACAGCAACAUGAACCUCAGCAGCUGAGGCAGCAUUUAGGAGGUCAAAUGAUCCAUGAUUACCUUGGUUAAGUCUAGGGUUAUGUUGGGAACUUGGAUUAAAUAAGGAAAACUACAAUUAAGCUGAUUUGAUGAUCCUCUAGUGAUUAAUAGGGUGAAACAUUGAAUUGCUAGAAAGUGGGUCAUGAUUAUCCUCUUUAAACUGUAUGAUAAAUGACACUUGACAAUCAUAAACCUCAAGUGAAAAAAACAUAAAUAUGCACAUGUUAGCAAUCUAUAAGAAUUGAAAGAGCUGCUAUAUUUAGCUCACUUUGGUUGGCAGGUUUAUUUGUUUGUUUCUGGGCUUCUUGUUCUGUAUUCUCCAUUUCCCUUUUGUAAUACAAGCUCAUUAUUUGAUUUAUGAGAAAGCUCGCAAUCCCGUUAUCUUGUA
Ipomoea triloba (trilobed morning glory) is the source of this 3129-nucleotide messenger RNA. Its product is annotated as BEL1-like homeodomain protein 6. The record is from RefSeq and is a predicted model, not a curated record. The transcript is spliced from 5 exons. The coding region runs from base 291 to 2771 and encodes 826 amino acids. Lineage: Eukaryota; Viridiplantae; Streptophyta; Magnoliopsida; Solanales; Convolvulaceae. Gene Ontology annotation, molecular function: DNA-binding transcription factor activity, RNA polymerase II-specific; RNA polymerase II cis-regulatory region sequence-specific DNA binding. Gene Ontology annotation, biological process: regulation of transcription by RNA polymerase II.